UGUCAGUAAAUAGUAAAUUUAAUUAAACCCUCAAGACCAAUACCAUAUCAAUGAUCGAAUUUGGCAUUUGACAAUAACCAGGUCGAGCACAAACGAAAAGACCAUGAAUCCAAAAUAUCAACCUUGAAGUUUCAGUGCUUCACGCUAGAAGCUAUCCAUUACACUCUCCCCACUUUCCAAUUCUAAUCCUCAGAUUCUCCUUUUUCUUACUAUUUCAAACUGAAAUCCCUAAAUUACCUACUCAAACACUGGCUAUGAUGCUUCAUCUUCUUACUGCGUCGAUGCAACUUCGCGCUUCUCCCCAAAAGGUUUGGCAACAGCAAUAAAUCUCACCUCAUUAUUAGUCGUUUCAUAGAUUUUUGCUUGAUCUCUAUCUGCGAUAAUCUCCAGUCAACAUAUUUCUAGGGUUAGGGUUUGUGCAUCGGUAGGGUUUCUCGCUUUUUUCUAAGAUCCUUUUGGGAAUUACCUAAUUCGACCAAGAGGGUAUUUAGGAUUUGCGUUUGUUUAUUGAAUUAAGCAUGCAAUAUAAUAGGCGGCGCGAGGAAGAGCACGGUGUACCGCACCGAUUCGAAUCGGAACCCGACCCAUUUCGGAGAAACCGACGAGAUGGGUCGGAUUCGGCACGGCAGAGGAAGGUGAGCCCUCUGAAGGUGGAUGGGGUGAGAAGGGUUGGUGGUGGUGGGAACAAAGGGGGUUCUGAUGGGUUUGAAGGGAGGGACUAUGAUUGGCAGCAUGUGGGUGGUGGUAGAAGGAGUGCUAGGGUUCGGUCAAGGUCACCUCCUGCUGAACCAGUGAGGAAAAGGUCACAUUUUGAUGAUGGGGUUGGCCAUAAUAGAAGUUGCUCACCACCACAACCACCACCACCAGGCUUGAGAGCAAGAUAUGAGUUGUCAAAAACCACGGAUUACUCUGUUGAUGAUGGAAACUUGGAUGGAAAGCGUGUAUACCUUGAUAGAGAGCAGGACUUGGUUGAGGGCAGGUUGGGUGGUAUGGUGGAUCAGAAGUUUGUGGUACGUGAAAAUGAACUUGGAGGAUCGUAUGGAUAUAGGUCUAUUCCACCGGAUAUGGAUGUAAGUGUGACAACACGGUACAAAGAAGCUGGUGAGCACUUGCCUCUACUGCCAAGGGGUGUGCCGGCGGGUAGAUUUGAGCAUGGGCGACUACAUCACAGAGAUGGUCCACCUAUGGACAAGAUGCCCAUCACAGAAUCACACAGUAGGGCGGAAAAAACUAUAGUUCAUGCUAGGGAUGUUUCGUAUUCUGCUGUAUCUCCCUCUUACGCAAAAGAUUUUGCAGGCCCUUCUCACAUGAGGGAUUAUGGAGACUCCUCCAUAGAAAUGUCAAGGGGUGAUUUUCUAUGUUCACAUGGUGAUGGCAUCUGUUUACCUGCAUCUUAUGAUCUAUCAAGGAACAGCAGGAAACUUGCAGAACCUGUAGGGUUUAGUGGGCAUGGGCAAAGGGCAAUUAUAGACACUGCUAGAGGUCCUGAAAUUGGGCUAAGGAAUAUGGCAUGUCACCAACGAUGUGAGUUUAGUCCUACCAGGACUGAGCAUGAGGAUUAUCUUAAUCACAAAUUACAGGUAAGAGCAGCACAGGAUGAGUUAUUAUAUCAGUAUGAUGAUUUACCUAGAAGGAUAGCUCCUCAUGGCCGAUUGGACUAUGAGCAAUCUGUAACAGAAUAUGAUAAUAGGGAAUUUUCCAGACCUUGUAUUCCACAUCCAGAUUUAGAUAGAACUGGUAAGAGUGAAGAUUCUUAUGGCAAUCAAAGAAGGGUUAUUGUACAUGAUCACCCUGCAUUGCAGAAGCCAAAGUAUUUUGACUAUCAUGAUGUGAGAAGAACAUCAAUUGCAUCGAUGCAAGGUGAGGCUUAUUUGCGAUCUGGAUAUAAGCAUCUUGAAAAUGGGAAGAGUAUUCCACAAGACUAUGAAGUUUCACAUAUGGGUGCACCUGAGGCUGAUCGAUUACCAAUUUUAAGAACAGAAUAUGAAUCUCGAAGAGAUAGAGGUCCUGGGCUCCAGCAAGAAAGAUUUCAAAGUCCACCUUUGUCUAAACAUAAUUCAGAAACCUACAGACAAGGUGUCAAGGUGCAGGAAAUGAGACAGGAUCUUGGUAUUCAUGAUCAUUCAGAUAGACUUAUGAAAAGAAAAUACAAUCCAAAUGAUGAAAUAGAUGUUCAUGAUUUGAGAACAAUAAAAUCAAGUAAAUGGGGUGCAACUGAAGAAUUUCAAGAUGCAUAUGAAUGUGAAGAGUGGGUAGAUGACCGAGAUAUGGAUAUGUUGUAUUCAUCUGGUAAUGUUGAAUUUAACCCUAAGAUAUACAGGAAGUAUAAGAAAGAAUAUGACGAGUUGGAGAAUGAAGAAGAUUUUCCAUCUGAUGAGUGGGUUAUACCUCAAGGUUCUAUGGGACAUGUACAAAGGCAUUCAUUUCAAUUUCGGAAGUAUUCCAAUCAAAAUAUAAAGCAUCACUCAAAGUCUAGUUCUUCAAACUGGUAUAAAUCCCAGCAUUUUUCUAAGAGAAAUGCAAUUCAAAAGCAGCCUAAAGUUUGGAAAAAGUAUCAUGGAUAUGAUGAGAAUAAGCAUGCAGCUAAUGAUGAAUCAUCUGAAGAUUGGAUAAGUGCUGCAGAAUCUGAGCCAACUGAGGGCUCUGAGGAAUUUAAUCAAAUGGUACAUGAAAAUUUCUUAAUGUACUCCAAGAAGUUGAAUCUGAACUUAUAUGUGCAAAGAAGGUACGAGGACCAGGGAAAAGCGGGUAGUUUGUACUGCAUCGUAUGUGGCAGAAGCUCGUCGAAAGAAUUCAUGGACACUCAACGCCUAGUAACUCAUGCUUUUAUGUCCCAUAAGGCCGGGUUGAGAGCAAAGCACUUGGGUCUUCACAAAGCAGUUUGUGUUCUGAUGGGAUGGGAUACUGUUGUUCCUCAAGAUACAGUAACUUGGGUUCCCCAGGUCUUGCCUCAGGCAGAGGCUUUGGCUCAAAAGGAGGAUUUGAUUCUUUGGCCUCCUAUUGUUAUCAUCCAUAACAUAUCGAUGUCUGAUGACAAUCCACAAAACUGGAAGGUUGUAAGCAUGGAAACAAUUGAGGGAUUUCUAAGAGGCAAAGGUUUUGUGAGAGGAAGAAUCAAAUUAUGCUUAGGGAAGCCUGCAGAUCAAAGUGUUGUAUUGGUGAAAUUCCUUGGCACGUUUGGUGGGCUGGGAGAUGCAGAGAGGCUUCAUAAAUAUCUUUCUGAUAAUAAUCACGGUAGAGCUGAAUAUGAGAGAGUAAAGUCUGAAGGUAUUAAAAGCUGUAACAUUAGCGAGACAGAUGAGGGAGACAAAGUGGAGAAUAUUCUUUAUGGCUAUGUGGGAAUUGCGGAGGACUUGGACAAACUAGAUUUCAAUAGUAAGAAAUGGAGUAUGGUAAAGAGUAGGAAGGAGAUUGAUGACCUGGAUAAAGCUCCUGUUAAAACCGAUGAGAAGCGAUAGUUACAGUGUCAUUGUCAUUGAAGAUCGAUUCAGGAGUUUCAUGGUCCCUGACGCUUAAUAUUGAGUGUUCUAAUUGCAUAAUCUCUUUUUCUCUAUGCUUUUGCUAGUAGUUUAUGUUAUUUAUAUAGUUCAGGAACUGGAAUUUGAUUUAAAAGUCCUUGUAAGAGAUAUAUUUUCAGUUUCUGAAUGUUUUGACUGAACUUGACCAAAGCUGAUGCAUAAUCCUGAGCUUUUGUAAUGAGCAAUAUAGGCUUUUGUUAUAAUGAUUGAUCAGGAUGAAUGUCACCAAUGUUCUGAAAUAAUAUUUUAUCAAACUUUAAGGGUGAGGGUAAGCUGUUUUUAUA
Glycine soja is the source of this 3802-nucleotide messenger RNA. RefSeq lists its product as uncharacterized. The record is from RefSeq and is a predicted model, not a curated record. The coding region runs from base 519 to 3458 and encodes 979 amino acids. Gene Ontology annotation, biological process: regulatory ncRNA-mediated gene silencing. NCBI's taxonomy places the organism in Eukaryota, Viridiplantae, Streptophyta, Magnoliopsida, Fabales, Fabaceae. The transcript is spliced from 3 exons.